This is a messenger RNA of Gordionus sp. m RMFG-2023, 578 nucleotides long. Its product is annotated as histone H2A.V. The transcript has 5 exons. Gene Ontology annotation, molecular function: protein heterodimerization activity; DNA binding; structural constituent of chromatin. Gene Ontology annotation, cellular component: chromatin; nucleosome. The coding region runs from base 95 to 481 and encodes 128 amino acids. Gene Ontology annotation, biological process: heterochromatin formation. NCBI's taxonomy places the organism in Eukaryota, Metazoa, Nematomorpha, Gordioida, Chordodea, Parachordodidae. The record is from RefSeq and is a predicted model, not a curated record.
AUUUAAUUCAAGGAAUGAAUUUGAAAUGAAGUCACAUGAUUAUAUUUCCCGCUUCAUUAACGAUUUUAUAAUUUUCUUAUCUUUACAAUAAAAAAUGGCUGGAGGUAAAGCAGGCAAAGAUUCUGGAAAAGUAAAAUCGAAAGCUACUACAAGAUCUGCAAGAGCUGGCCUUCAAUUUCCAGUAGGUAGAAUACAUAGGCAUCUCAAAACUAGAACUACAAGUCAUGGGCGAGUGGGUGCAACAGCAGCUGUAUAUAGUGCAGCAAUCCUAGAAUACCUCACUGCUGAGGUAUUAGAAUUAGCUGGCAAUGCUAGUAAAGAUUUGAAAGUAAAAAGAAUUACCCCAAGACAUUUACAACUUGCAAUUAGAGGAGAUGAGGAAUUAGAUUCUUUAAUUAAAGCAACUAUUGCAGGAGGAGGUGUUAUUCCUCAUAUUCAUAAAUCACUUAUUGGCAAAAAGGGAAUACAAAAAGUUCCAUAAUUUUUUUAUAAAUUAAGUAUUUAUGUUUUAUUUAAUCAUUGUAAAUUUUAUAUAUUUAAAUAUACAAAGUGUUCAAAUAGAUAUAGAAUUGAAUUUU